AACAUGGCGACCGAGACGAUGGAUAGCUACCCUACUAUCUCUCAAGCUGAUAUUUUAAGGAGAUUCGUCAUCGAGAAACUCGGCAAGGCCACGCAGGAGAUAGUGGAGGCCCUGGUGGGGACCGUGUCCGGGUUUGAGCAGGAGGUCGCGGGGCUGAGGCAGGAGCUAGACCGGCAGAAGGUCCAGCUGGGGACUCUGCUGCAGCUCAAACAGGAGCCCCCAGAUUACCAGUUCCCUAUUAGCCAGCAAGCAGCUGAAGGAGAAGGAGGAGGUGGAGGAGACACGUCUGAACCGUAUUCAGAGCUGAAGCAGCAAAAUGAAGCUCCAGCUUGUCCAGGUGUGCAGCACAGCGAGGAGCUCAUCAGCUACUCUAGGGCUCCGGUGGAGGAUGAGGAGUUUGAGGUGGAGGACGCAGAGAUGGACCUUGUCACAGAGGCAGAGGAAGAUGAGACUCAGAGAAACAUGGGCAGAAACUUUACUCAGAAGACGAAGAGGGGCCUGACUCCACCAGAUGUCAUGAUGAAGGCAGUCAGGGAGGUGAAAUUAAAUAACAAGUCCAUCCGGAGCACUGCCAAAGACUUUGGUAUAAAUUACAGAACACUGGCAAGAUAUUGUGCGAAAAUAAAUGAGCAAGAGGUUGCUGGAGAAGACAUCUACCCAUCGCUGCCAGUAGGCUAUGUGAAAAACCGCCUAGUUUUCGGUGAGGAGCAGGAGCGUCAGCUGGAGGAAUAUAUAAUAGCUGCCUCAGAUAUUUAUUUUGGCCUCUCUCCCACCGAGGUCUGCAAACUAGCAUACAGCUUUGCAGUGUGCAGUAAUGUUGCUAUCCACACAAACUGGGCAGAGAAGGAGAUGGCAGGGUCUGAGUGGUUCUCCGGGUUUCUGAAGAGACAUCCAUCACUGCCCAUCAGGACCCCGGAGUCCACUAGCCUAGCACGUGCUAGUGCUUUCAAUGAGCACAACGUGGGCCGUUUCUUCACCAGCUUGGAGGAGUUGAUGGCCAGGUAUAAGUUUGAGCCCCAGUCAGUGUGGAAUAUGGAUGAAACAGGUAUCACCACUGUCCACAAGCCGAACAAGAUGGUAGCCAGGAGAGGCUACAAACAGGUCCGGUCUUUGACCUCUACAGAGACGGGAACCUUGGUAACAUUCACCUGUGCCAUCUCUGCCACCGGGAAUAGUAUCCCUCCAUUCUUCAUCUUCCCUUGGGGGAACUUCGACAACCAUUUUUUAGUUUCUGCCCCCACUGGAAGUGCAGGAGCGGCAAAUCCGAGUGGGUGGAUGAAGGAGGAGCAUUUUGUGCAAUUUCUUAAGCAUUUUGUGUCUCAUACAAGAUGCAGCAGGGAAAAACCAAGCCUCCUGCUCCUCGACAACCACAGCUCCCACCUGUCGGUGGCGGGGUUGAAGUUUGCUAAGGAGAAUGGAGUUGUGCUGUUGUCCUUCCCUCCCCAUUGCUCACACCGCCUGCAGCCCCUGGAUGUGUCUGUCUAUGGCCCGUUAACGAGGGAAGUCAACGCCGUCUCCACUGCCUGGACGCUGAACAACCCCGGCAAAACCAUGACGAUAUGGGACAUCCCUAAAGUGGUAGCUACAGCCUUCCCUCUUGCAGUUAACCCGGGCAACAUUCAAGCAGGAUUCCAGGCUAGUGGAAUAUAUCCUUUCAACCGUGAGCUAUUCCUGGAGACAGCGUUUUCACCUGCACCCCAAGCCGACCCCACCAGUCCUCCCCCAAAGCCAUCCACUAGCUAUGGACAGAGACCAGGGACUCUAGAAGAGCUGAGGCCUCAUCCAAAGGCUGCAGCCAGGAAAGGAGCCCGAAAACGAAAAAGAAUGUCCAGUUUUGUCCUCACUGACAGACCAGAGAAAGGCAGAAUAGAGCAGGAAAAUGCAACCAGCGUGCACAAGACAAAAAUGGCAACAUCAACACGGCCUAGUACACCCGAGACCAGCUGUCAGGACUAAAGCAUCUCUACCUGAGCUGGAGGAGGCAGCCAGUGUCACGGCAAGAGUUGAUGUAUUAAAAGAUGAGUCAGGAGUCAAAUGAGUUGAUUGCAGCCAAACUCAACUUUUCCAGGAAAAGGAGAUGGAGGUCCUGUGAGGGCCGAUUUGGGAGGCCUAAUACUCAACUUAUGAUAUAAUAUUAUGGUCAAACAUGAUAUUCCCACUCCAGAAAGAAGAUGAAAUAGAAGAGACAGGAAACGUCGUCUUGAGAUGGAGAGGGUUUUUUUUUGUUUGUUUGUUUGUUUGUUUUUUUGGAUGGAAACACUCAUUCAGGGCGAUAUGAGAGACGUGUUGGAUGUGCAACCAGUGGGCACACAUAGGCCUAUAGGCUGGCUCAAAGAUGUUCAUGUUCCUUGC
Cheilinus undulatus (humphead wrasse) is the source of this 2352-nucleotide messenger RNA. RefSeq lists its product as uncharacterized. Gene Ontology annotation, molecular function: DNA binding. The coding region runs from base 4 to 1956 and encodes 650 amino acids. Gene Ontology annotation, cellular component: nucleus. The record is from RefSeq and is a predicted model, not a curated record. The transcript has 4 exons. NCBI's taxonomy places the organism in Eukaryota, Metazoa, Chordata, Actinopteri, Labriformes, Labridae.